AUGUUUAACGUCUCGUCUGUGCCACAGCCCGGACUUGGCGGACGUGUUUCCGGGGCAUUCGCCGCUUCCGUUGUUGGAGGUGGCUCCACUGUCAACGGAAUGAUGUUCUUCACCGCCCCGCGUGCAGACCUAGUUGAGGUCCAGUGGAAAGCAUGGGCUGAACUUGGCGUCCUGAUCCAAAAGGAAGCUGCAGCGGGGGAUGCGUAUGGUGCCUUCUGGACCUACCGCCGCUCAUACGCACGCAGCGGUUACUACGACCCUGUGGCCAGCAGAAAGAACCUGAAGAUCAUCACCAGAUACAGGGCCAACGAGGUUCUCUUCAGUGCUAAAAAGCACGCUGAGUCGGUCACGAUCCAACAAAGAGGCACAAAGCAGGAGAUUGUCCUCUGUGCCGGAUGGUUGCACACGCCACAGGUUCUUCAACGUUGUGGCCUCGGACCGAAGGACCUCCUGGAUGAAGCUGGCAUCAAGCAGAUUGACGAUCUGCCGGAUGCGACGGAUCUCAGGCCGAACCAUAGCUCACUUUACACAAAUGCGACCUUCGCAGCAUGGGCUGCUGGGCAAUGGCUUGACCAUAAGGGUCCCCUCUCAGUUGGCGUUGGGAACUCUCUAUCUGUCCCUUACCUCCCUCAGAUGAGCCCCAACUACAAGUCUAUCAUUGCCAAGGCGCAGGUCCAGAACGCUGCCAAGCUGCUGCCCUCUACCUACACAUCUGUGAACGUCAAAGGCUUCGUCGCGCAGCGUCAACUCCUCCUCAAGACCUUCAGCAAGCGUAACAACGGCGUCGUUUAA
Molecule: messenger RNA, 792 nt
Organism: Pseudogymnoascus destructans
Lineage: Eukaryota; Fungi; Ascomycota; Leotiomycetes; Thelebolales; Thelebolaceae
Exons: 4
Coding region: 1-792 (263 amino acids)
Biological process (GO): secondary metabolite biosynthetic process
Molecular function (GO): oxidoreductase activity, acting on CH-OH group of donors; flavin adenine dinucleotide binding
Source: RefSeq, a predicted model, not a curated record